AUGAAAGACGAGAAGUUGAAAACAUACCUUCCGAUGAGCUUAACGUUCUUUGUGUCGAUUUUUCAUGUCCGUAAAGAAGAAAGACGGCAGCCAUUACGAACCCGUGUCUUUGACUUCCUUUCACCGAAGUUUGCAGCGUUUCUUGAACGACAAAGGCUCCACUCUAUACCUGCUAAAAGACCAACAGUUCAAAAAGUCCAGAGAAGUAUAUUGUCUGCCCGAAAAAAAAACUGUUGGUUGUGAAAACGCGAAAGGAAACCGGCCUCAAGCAGCCCGAUAACUCACAGCCGAAGAGGAAGACAUCCAGAAGCCUUGCAGAGAACGGUAUGAUGGCUCUUCUGGCUACAUUUUGGCUUUCGUGCACGAGACGAGAGCAGGCAAUUAAAGUGGGUAGACGAAAAGCUUUGUAAAGACCAAACGACUGGCAACGUGUUCUUGCUUUGGGAAGCAGAAACAGGAUGCAAAACAAGGCAUGGAGACGGUUAUUAUCGAGCAUUCAACCACGUGGCCCAAGCUACAAGCAACGACCGAUGUCCGGUAAAGUUUUAUAAAGAAUUCUGUAGACGUGGCCCAGAUGAAAUGAAAACCGCCGAGUCUCCCUUCUACUUGGCGAUCAAACGUAAACGAAUGCCUCAAAAUCCAAGUUUUUUAAGUUUAGAUAUAGGUAAUGAGAACCAUAUUGGUGUCCUAGUAAUAAAUUUAUGGCACAACAGUCCCUAAAUGUUAGAUAAAAAUGUAGUGUGAAAUAUGAUAGUGUAAAGGCCUCGUGUUGUUGGCACAAUGCGUGCUUAAGAUAAAAAAUUUUAUAUGAUAAGCCUGAGAAUAAAAAAUAAAAAACACUUGUAUGUGUAUAAAUGUGAACCUAAGAAUUGUAAGUGUAGGUGUAGGCUUUUGGAACAAAAAAUGGAGAUGCGUGUGUGAAAUUGUAACGGUAAAAUAUCCUGUGGUGUAAAAUUUUUUUAGAUCAUACUCACCGAGCAUAAUCUCGCUGUACUAAAAAGCUUGUAUGGAGGUAUCUUUGGUAUGGUAAAUAUCAAAACAUUAAUAUUCAUCUCAACCACCAUAUUUCACCGUUUCAAUUAAUACAAAUAUCGAGAAAUAUUAAAAUGACAGACAAAUUUCGUGGCAGAAAACUUUUUGUCACAAACUGUGCCACGUAGCAUUCACACUACUUAACACUCACCACUGUCACAUCCAUUUCGAACUACCGUUCACCUUUCAAAGAAGGAGAAGUAGACGGAAGACAAACUUUGUGGCAAAAAAUCUUCUGUCACAAACUCUGCCACGAAGCUAUCAAAACACAAUAUAUCCUUCGCUAUCCAUUUGAAACAACUUUCAAUAAUAUUUUCAACCGAUGUUUCCACUUUCAUCAGAGACAUAUUCAUACAACAUCGAUACACCCAACCCACUCGAAACUUCCUAGGCCCACUCCCUAUUCAACACUUUUCAAUCAACUAUUCUGAGCAGUAAUCCCAACCUAACCCAAUCCCCACCGGAACCUUAACCCAAAACCUUAUUCCAAACCCUUAUAAUCCAAACCCUACCAUUCAUGUCUCUUUUUAGCUUGAAUGUUCAGACGUAUGUUCAGACUUAUGUAUCACUUAUAUUUCAUACCAUUUUACAACUCAUAUAUCACCAGUAUCAUCACUUUAUAUCUACAUUAUAAAUCAAGCUUCACCAACAUCAUCACAGUCCAUGCAUUAUCAUAACAUAAUUCACUAAAAUCAUCAUUAUCUACACCAUUCCAAUUCUAUCAGUCACAUUGAUCGAAAUUUCAUUUCACUCCACACACCAUUUGAUGUUCACCCAAUAGAAUGUCACAACAGGUCAGCAGGGCCAUCUCACAGCAUUCCAGGAUCUGAAUACCUGCAACCACCUUUUUUAUCCAAUUCCAAAAAAACAAACAACAGUAUGCGAAAAGCCCAAAGGUUAAUGCAGUCAAAAAUGCAGAUAUCCAGGGCAAUAUUACCAAUCACAGUGUGAGAUAAACAUGUAUUUCUCGAUUAAUGGAAGCCAACAUCCCUACCAACUACGUAGCCCAACUGUGUGGACAAAGAAAUCUCAAAAGCCUUGAUUCGUAUAAAACAGCAUCCGUUGUACAUCAGCGAAAAAUGUCCCGUAUUCUCAGCCGUUCGGGAGAAUAGUUUGGCCAAGAAAACACCAGAAUUGACCAGGCAAUGGCCCCAUCUUCAAACACAAUCGCUAAACAAAUCAUCACAACAACAAACUCAGUUCCGCCAUUGGCAUCGAGCUUAUUUUCAGCUGCUUCGAUCGGGAAAUUUGAUAGCUGUACAUUCAAUUUCAACUAUGCGAACAGUGAAUAACCAAUUAAACGCCGACGAGUUAUCAUUUCCGAUGAUUCGGAUAGCUAUUGAAAAACUUUGUUUCGUUUUCCAAUACAUUAAAUGGUGUAAAAGUUGUUUUUAAACGCACUUUGUUUUUUGUACUUGAUUAAUUUAUACAAUUGUUCGAUGACUGACUGUUACAUUGACCGACGUUGACGUGGACUUUGAGCAGGAAUUAUACAUGCAUAUGAACCGCACGUACAUUAAAUUAAAAUAAUUAAUUAUGUAAUUUUGCAAAUAAUUUUAAUGAUGGAUAAAAUAAUUGUACUGUAUUUUAAUUGAAUUAUUUGUUUUCUAAAGUAAAAUAAUUAAAUAUAAAAAAAUUUUAUUGUUUUGUUUUCUAUAUGCGCAAUCUAAUAAAACCGUUGCCAUUUGCCUCUGAGUCUUUGACAAAAAAUAAAUACGUUAAGUAAAAGUAAAAUAAAUACGUUAUUAAUUUUUGUCUCGGCAAAAUAUUUUUUAAUAACAUAUAUAUACGUAAUACAAGCCUCAAUUUAAGGUAAAAUUCAACCACAAACGCUUCGCAAAACGUUUUAAAGUCACUAGUGUUCUUUAUAAAAUUAAACUGCCAUUUGAAAUGGCUUUAUCGAUAAACUUUGAAUUUGCAAUAAAAUGAUUUCAAAUUCUCGCUUUAAUUUAAAAAAUUCAAUAUCAUAAAAAAGGGAAUCAAUAUUAAAGAUACACUGAAAUUAUGUGCUGUUUUGUUUAGUCGUUUCAUUGCAAAGGCCUUCGGGUUUUAAAGCCAUUAUAAAAUCAAUAUUUAAAACAAACUUACCUUCGUUAACGUCGGCUCCCUUCUUUUAGCCGAUUCUUUCGCUGUUUCUUUCUGAGAACUUUUGAAAUUUACAAAAUCUUGCAAACACACCCAACACCUAAACAUCGUUGUCACCCACGCGCGCGAUAAUUGAUGAACUUUAGACUUCGCUAAUGCUUUCGCUUCCCCAGGUGCAUUUGUCGUAUUAAUAUUUUGUUGCCAAGAACAUUUUGUCGUAUUAAUGUUUGUGAGUCAUAAGGCAUGAUCAUUUUAAUUAUUAUUAAUUGAAAGCAAUUCAAGAGUUUUGACUGGUCAAGAGCUGUGGAUGAAUUCGUCAUAUCUGUUCGGUGGUUGCCCAAAUUUGGAGUUAUGACAUCACCAUUGACUAUUGAAAACACAUAUACGACAUUGUGAUGUCACACUAAUUUAUGCUGCUUAUAUUCCAAAAGCUGGAAAAUACAAAUGGCUUCCUCAAAGGAAAGGUUCGCCGACCUUGGGGAAGCUGAAAUCAAAAUAUUGCUGGAAGAAAAAGACUCAGUAAACAAAAAAGCGAUUUUUGAAGAGUAUCUACGAGAAAAGAAGCUUGACCAUCCAGAGAAUAGCGAAGAACUUGCUUCGGUUCUCAAAAGCUUUUAUGCUGAAGUGAGAAAAAAAGAUUGGUCAGAAUACACAAAAAAUUCGCUGUGUUACAUAAGAUUUGGACUGAACAUAUACUUUAAGUCUGUUUUCAACAACGAUAUUAUCAAGGAUAAAGAGUUUGAAGAAGCAAAUGGCGUGUACGAGGCUCAUUGCGUAUAUUUAAAGAAACGAGGACUUGCCAAAACUGAACACAAGCCACCAAUAGCCGACGAAGACAUUAAAAAACUAUACGAAAGCAGCGUUUUCAAUACAGACAGUCCAGCUACUUUGCAAAACAAAGUCUUCUUUGAAAUUAUGUUCUUCUGUCGUCGAAGAAGGCAGAAUUUCGGUGAACUAAAGAGUGACGACUUCGCUAUUAAAACGAACCCACAAGGGAAUGAUGGUUGUCAACGAUAG
Molecule: messenger RNA, 4134 nt
Organism: Paramuricea clavata
Lineage: Eukaryota; Metazoa; Cnidaria; Anthozoa; Malacalcyonacea; Plexauridae
Source: the annotation of a GenBank genome assembly